AUGAAUCAAUUUUUCUCGUCAUUUCAAAAAACGUGAGAUGUAUUUUUAUUUGAGUUUUUUGUUGUCCUAGGUAUCAAAUUUCAUUUUCUCCCAAUGCUUUUUCAUCAUUUUGUUUUUUUUUUUUUGGAAAAAAUGUUCUACACCGACAAAAAAACAUUUUUCUUCAUAUUUGAUCUACCUAAAAAUCAGUGCGCGAAAUGUUAAUUUUUUUUAUUUUACUUCUCAUUUUCAUUUUUUCCCAAUACUUUUUCCAACUUAUUUUUUUCCAAAAAUAAAUGUUCUGAAUAUUUUUUGUUACCCCUUCAAAAUAUUGGGACAAAUCAAAAAACCGGUCUGAUUUGUCUUGUUUCUUUUUCAUUUUCUUCUUCUUCUUUCCUUUUUCAUCUCGACAUUUAUUGUGGUUUUUUGUCAUUUGUUAAUUUGUGAUUUCAAAAUGAAAACUAACAUAAAAUAACCAAAAAAUCUGCCUGUUUUUCGUUUUUGCCUCUAUGAAAAAGUAGUAAUUAUCAUCUGCGUCUCUCCAAUUUUCUCAAUGUCUUUUUGAAAAUCGUAAAAACAACAAAAUUCCAUGGAGGUCGACUAUAAUUGCUUGGUUCUUUUUAUUUUUCUCCCAUUUUUAUCGAGUUUUGAGUUUUACGAGUUUCAUAAAUAGAUUUUUGAAUAACUUGGAAGUAGAGAAGUAAUUUUGAUUUUUUUCAAUCCGAGAAGCUUCAAAAAACUAAAUUUUGUUCUGAAUUUUCUUUUAAAAAAAUCCUGGAUUUUUUUCUAAAAUUUUUUUUUAAAACCUAGAAUUUGUCAGCUCCUUUGAUCUUUUGUGGAAAUCUUUGGUUUUCAAAGGUUCAAAUCUCCGAGUUCCCGGGGUUGCUCAUCAGAAUCUUCUCAGACUCCCCUCACAUUUUCCCCGAGAAGUACAGUAAGUCUUUGCGCGUAGUAUUCGAUGUAUGAAAAAUCUGCAAAAGAAUUUUCACGUUUAAUUUUUUUUAAUUCAGCGGUAUCGUGUUCAAUGCUCAUUUCUUGAUUGUUUUCAUUCAACUAAAUAAUUCGUCGAUGUGA
This is a messenger RNA of Caenorhabditis angaria, 1053 nucleotides long. Lineage: Eukaryota; Metazoa; Nematoda; Chromadorea; Rhabditida; Rhabditidae. The record is from the annotation of a GenBank genome assembly.